Messenger RNA from Scomber scombrus (Atlantic mackerel), 4028 nucleotides. Its product is annotated as protein jagged-2-like. The record is from RefSeq and is a predicted model, not a curated record. Gene Ontology annotation, biological process: multicellular organism development; Notch signaling pathway; cell communication. Gene Ontology annotation, molecular function: Notch binding; calcium ion binding. NCBI's taxonomy places the organism in Eukaryota, Metazoa, Chordata, Actinopteri, Scombriformes, Scombridae. Gene Ontology annotation, cellular component: membrane. The coding region runs from base 261 to 4028 and encodes 1255 amino acids. The transcript is spliced from 26 exons.
GAAGUGGAGUUUGUGCGUCUUGUUGUGCGUCCGUGGACCAACAGCAACAGCAGCAGCAGCAGCAGUGGUGCGCUUUUUUUUUUUCCUCCUCCAGACCUGCAGGCAUCCCGGGGAGAAGCCUAACCCUAACCCAUGCCUCGGACACCACGGAGGAGGAUGAUAUUUGCUUUCUUUUCUUCUUGUUCUUUAUCAUUUUGACUGAUUGAGACAUACAUAUCUUUCAUUUCCCUAAUGGUAACCAACACCGAGCAGCCGGAGACAUGUGGAAUAAUCUGGGGAAAGUGCACCGUGUCUCACUAGUGUGUCUUCUCCUGACGCUGUGUGCUGAGGUGUCUCAGUCUACGGGCUACUUCGAGCUGCAGUUGAUUUCGGUGGAAAACCCCAAAGGUCAGCUCCUAAACGGCGACUGUUGUGACGAGGAGAAAAGCGCGGCGGAGGGCCACUGUGGCUCGGACGAGUGCGACACCUACAUCAGAGUGUGUUUAAAGGAAUACCAAACGGAGGUCACGACCAAUGGACCGUGCACCUACGGCUCGGAAACUACUAAAGUUAUCGGUGGGAAUACUUUUCAGUUCAAAGGCAGCCAGAAAAGCGGACAGAACCGAAACAACGACGCUGGGAAGAUCACCAUACCCUUCCAGUUCGCGUGGCCGCGAGCGUACACUGUGAUAGUGGAGGCGUGGGACAGGGACAACGGCACACACAGUAAUGAUGAUGAGCUGCUGAUCGAGCGCAGCUUCUACAAAGGGAUGAUCAACCCCGGCGAUGAGAAGCAGCCGGUGGAGUAUAAAAGCUUGGUCGCUAACAUCGAGUACACCAUCCGCGUGCGCUGCGACGAACACUACUACGGCAGCAAGUGCAACAAAGUGUGCCGUCCCCGAGACGACUACUUCGGCCACUACCUCUGCGACCAGCAUGGGAAUCGAGGCUGCAUGGAGGGCUGGGAGGGGGAGGACUGCAAAACAGCCAUCUGCAAACAAGGAUGCAGCCUCCAGCAUGGGACGUGCAGCGUGCCGUCGGAGUGCAAGUGUAACUACGGCUGGCAGGGUCCGUUCUGUGACGAGUGUUUGGCGUAUCCCGGCUGUGUUCACGGUACCUGUGACGAGCCCUGGCAGUGCACCUGUGAGAAGAACUGGGGAGGCCUGCUGUGUGAUAAAGAUCUGAACUACUGUGGGACCAACCGGCCCUGUAAAAACGGAGGCACGUGCAUGAACACGGAGCCAGACGAAUACAACUGCGCCUGUCCAGACGGAUAUUCUGGCAAGAAUUGCGAAAUCGCCGAGCACGCCUGUGUGUCUAACCCCUGUGCCAACGGAGGGACGUGCCACGAAGUCCCGUCAGGUUUCGAGUGUCACUGUCCGGCUGGCUGGUCAGGGCCGACCUGUGCUAAAGACACAGACGAAUGUGCCUCCAGCCCCUGUGCUAAAGGUGGGACCUGCAUCGACAUGGAGAACGGCUUCGAAUGCCUCUGUCCUCCACAGUGGACGGGCAAAACCUGCCAGAUAGACGUUAAUGAGUGUGCGGUGAAGCCUUGCCUCAAUGCUUACUCUUGCAAAAACUUGAUUGGUGGAUAUCUCUGUACCUGCUUUCCUGGAUGGGUGGGCCAGAACUGUGACAGCAAUAUGAACAGCUGCCACGGACAGUGUCAGAACGGAGGGACCUGCAAGGAGGUGGCCAGAGGCUAUCAGUGCGUUUGCCAGCAGGGUUUCGUAGGUCGACACUGCGAGAUUCAGAGGAACCGAUGUGCUAGUAGCCCGUGCAGGAACGGCGGCCGCUGCCACGCCUUGCUGGACGGAUUCAUGUGUGAAUGUCUGCAGGGCUUCGCUGGUACAACGUGUGAGGUGCAGAACAACCCGUGCAGCCCGAACCCGUGUCACAACAAGGCCCAGUGCCACAGCGUGAUGGGAGAUUUCUACUGCAGUUGCCCCGACGACUACGAAGGCAAGACGUGUUCAGAGCUGAAGGACCACUGCAAGACCAACCAGUGUCAAGUGAUCGACAGCUGCACGGUUGCCGUGGCGACUAACGACACCCAGAAGAGGGUGUGGCACAUCUCAUCCAAUGUGUGCGGACCUCACGGACACUGCAUCAGCCUGCCUGCCGGGAACUUCAGCUGCUCCUGUGAGCCGGGAUUCACUGGCACCUACUGCCACGAGAACAUCAAUGACUGUGCAUCAUCUCCGUGCAAGAACGGAGGCACCUGCAUCGAUGGGAUCAACUCCUUCCAGUGUUUCUGCCCGGACGGCUGGGAGGGCAGCUUGUGUGAUGUUGAUGUGAACGAGUGCAGCAGGAACCCGUGUCAGAACGGAGGCCAGUGCGUCGACCUGCUCAACGACUUCUACUGCAACUGUGUCGACAACUGGAAAGGAAAAACCUGCCACUCACGUGAGAGCCAGUGUGACUCCACCACCUGCAGUAAUGGAGGGACGUGUUACGACCACGGAGACUCGUUCCUGUGUAGCUGCCCCUCAGGCUGGGGUGGCAGCACCUGCAACACAGCCAAGAACAGCACAUGUGACUCCGGUCCGUGUGAGAACGGAGGAACGUGUGUCGGAGGAGGAGACGCCUUCACCUGCAUCUGCAAGGACGGCUGGGAGGGACCCACCUGUGCACAGAAUGUUGAUGACUGCAAUCCACAUCCCUGCUACAACGGAGGCAUCUGUGUCGACGGUGUGAACUGGUUUCGUUGCGAGUGCGCCCCAGGAUUCGCCGGACCGGACUGCCGCAUCAAUAUAGACGAGUGUCAGUCGUCUCCGUGUGCAGAAGGUUCGACCUGCAUGGACGAAAUCAACGGCUACCGAUGUGUUUGUCCUCCUGGACACGCUGGACCUCGCUGUCAAGAGUUCAUCGGACUCGGGAAGUCGUGCCGUCACACCGGCCUUCAGUUUCCUCACGGCAGCCGAUGGGAGGAAGAGUGUAACGCCUGUCAGUGUGUCAACGGAUACGUUCGCUGCUCAAAGGUGAGGUGCGGUCGGCGGCCCUGCCUCCUCCCGAAGGCUCUUCCUCCCGCCGACACCAAAGCUCCGUCGUGCCCCGGUGGUCACGAGUGUGUGGAGCAUCAGUUCCUCACCUGCUUCUCGCCGCCCUGCCACCAGUGGGGCGUGUGUUCGACGCCGGACCCCCCGACGCCCCUGCAUACCCAGUGUGAGCCGAACAGCGAUUACCUAGACAACAGCUGCGCUCGCAUCACGCUCAUCUUCAAAAAAGACAAAGUGCCAGAGGGCACCACAGUGGAGAACAUCUGCUCCGAGCUGAGGUACCUCCCUGUGACUCAGACGCUGGCCGAAGAGCGAGGGCUGCUCAUCCUCUGUGACCUGUCCUACACCAACAAUGAUGCUGUGGAAGUCGCAAUGUCCUUCGAGCAGGACGGACCGUCGAAGGAAAGCAACCGCGGGCAGAUUCAGAAGGCGGCUAACGGCGUCAUCGGAGCGCUCUCCAAACGGCAGAACAGCACCAUCAUGCUGGCUGUAGUGGAGGUCAAAGUGGAGACGGGGCUGGAGAAUCAGUCUGAUGGUUACUUGGUCCCGGUGCUGUGCGUCGUCUUCAGCGUCCUCUGGAUCUUCUGCAUCGUCGUCUGCGUUUGGUGGACGCGCAAGAGGAAGAAAGAGCGCGAGAGAGCGACCCGAUCCGAAGACACGACCGUCAACAACCAGCUGGAGCCGCUGCGGAGCAGCGCCCCCAAAGACAACCGAGACAAAUACAUUCAGUACGAAUGCAAGAAACUGAUGGGCCCGUCCGACAGAGCGUGCGACGGGGCCGAGGGCGAGGAGGAAGGGGAGCAGGAGGCGGAGCAGCAGGAGGACGACGAGGAGAGGGCGAUGGGGAUGGGGGAGAAGUGUCCACCCGUAAAAUGCUCGAUAGCGGGGGGGCAGGACAGGGGGGGGAUGGGUAAGGGAGGGGUCAUCUGCACGACGCGCAGCGGUCCGGCCAAGGCGCCGCACCGGACGGCGUACAGCCCCAAAGACAACCGGUGUAAAAACCUGAACGCCGCCAAGCUCAGCGAGGACAUUAAAGACCAUUAUGUAUGA